AUGGUUGUGUUCGUGCGCUCUAUUUCUUGCGGUCUGCGCCAGUCCAGGACUGCCACCGUGCCUCUACUCCGACGCGGGUUCGCGAACAGCGUCUCCAGGUUGCAGGACAAGAUUGUCGUCAAGCACCCAGUGGUGGAGCUUGAUGGCGAUGAGAUGACCAGGAUCAUCUGGAAGAAGAUUAGGGAAGAGCUCAUUCUGCCGUACCUUCAACUGGACAUCAAGUAUUUUGACCUCGGUCUGGAGCAUCGUGAUGCGACGAACGACCAAGUAACGGUGGAGUCGGCAGAGGCGAUCCUGAGGUACAACGUCGGAAUCAAGUGUGCCACGAUCACGCCGGACGAGGCGCGGGUGAAGGAGUUCAAACUGAAGCAAAUGUGGCGGAGCCCAAACGGAACGAUUAGGAACAUCCUUGGGGGUACAGUUUUUCGUGAACCAAUUAUCCUGAAGAGCGUCCCGCGCCCCAUUCCGGGGUGGAAGAAUCCCAUCGUGAUCGGUCGACAUGCGUUCGGAGACCAGUAUCGGUCAACGGACAUAAUUGUGCCAGGGCCAGGGAAGCUGCAGCUAGUUUACACGCCCGCGGACGGGAGCAAGGGGGCGACGUACGAUGUAUACGACUUUAAGGGCAAAGGCGUCGCGAUGAGCAUGUACAACACAGACGACUCGAUCACGGGCUUCGCGCAUUCGUCGUUCAAGAUGGCGCUGGCCAAGAAGCUGCCGCUAUUCAUGUCAACAAAGAACACGAUCCUGAAGAAGUACGAUGGACGAUUCAAGGACAUUUUCCAAGAGGUCUACGAAGCGCAAUAUAAAAAAGGCUUUGAGGCCGCAGGCAUCUACUACGAGCACCGCCUGAUCGACGACAUGGUCGCGCAGGCGAUCAAGUCCUCGGGCGGGUUCGUCUGGGCGUGCAAGAACUACGACGGCGACGUGCAGUCUGACAUUCUUGCCCAGGGCUUCGGCAGCUUGGGCAUGAUGACCAGUGAGCUGAUCACACCGGACGGAAAGACCAUUGAAAGCGAGGCUGCGCACGGCACUGUGACACGCCAUUACCGCGAGUAUCAGAAAGGCCGCGAGACAUCUACCAACCCCGUCGCUUCCAUUUUCGCAUGGACCCGUGGUCUACUGCACCGUGCGAAACUUGAUGGUAACGACGCACUGAGCGCGUUCUGCCAGGACCUCGAGUCGGCGUGCGUGGAGGUAAUCGAUGAGGACGGUGUCAUGACGAAGGAUCUCGCACUCGCGAUACACGGGAAGGACAUGAAGCGCGAGCACUGGGUCGUUACUAACGUGUACAUGGAUGCGGUUCAUGACAAGUUGAGGAAGAAGAUGGAGGCACGAGCGAAGGCUUAG
This is a messenger RNA of Sparassis crispa, 1347 nucleotides long. RefSeq names its product Isocitrate dehydrogenase [NADP], mitochondrial. NCBI's taxonomy places the organism in Eukaryota, Fungi, Basidiomycota, Agaricomycetes, Polyporales, Sparassidaceae. Gene Ontology annotation, cellular component: mitochondrion. Gene Ontology annotation, molecular function: magnesium ion binding; isocitrate dehydrogenase (NADP+) activity; NAD binding. The coding region runs from base 1 to 1347 and encodes 448 amino acids. The transcript is spliced from 9 exons. Gene Ontology annotation, biological process: isocitrate metabolic process. The record is from RefSeq and is a predicted model, not a curated record.